Messenger RNA from Siniperca chuatsi (mandarin fish), 614 nucleotides. It is a transcript of the gene rpl35a, whose product is annotated as ribosomal protein L35a. The record is from RefSeq and is a predicted model, not a curated record. The coding region runs from base 144 to 476 and encodes 110 amino acids. Lineage: Eukaryota; Metazoa; Chordata; Actinopteri; Centrarchiformes; Sinipercidae. Gene Ontology annotation, biological process: ribosomal large subunit biogenesis; cytoplasmic translation. Gene Ontology annotation, molecular function: structural constituent of ribosome. The transcript is spliced from 5 exons. Gene Ontology annotation, cellular component: cytosolic large ribosomal subunit; ribosome.
UAAAAAGAAUAAAUCCACCAUUUUGAUCAGGCGGGUCCGCGGCCGCCUCUGUUUACAAUAAUUUCCCAGAAUGCCUUUCUCGCUUCCUUUUCCGCCAUCUUUCUCCUCACAGUGAAGGUGGACUCACCUGGAGAAGACUGACGAUGCCUGGAAGACUGUGGAGUAAAGCCAUCUUCACCGGCUACAAGCGCGGCCUGAGGAACCAGCGCGAGCACACGGCCCUGCUGAAGCUGGAGGGAUGCUACACCCGGGACGAGGUCGACUUCUACCUCGGGAAACGCUGCGCUUACGUCUACAAGGCCAAGAAGAACACGGUGACGCCGGGCGGUAAGCCCAACAAGACCCGGGUGAUCUGGGGGAAGGUGACCCGAGCUCACGGCAGCAGCGGGAUGGUCCGAGCCAAGUUCAGCAGCAACCUGCCGGCCAAAGCCAUCGGACACCGAGUCAGAGUGAUGCUGUAUCCGUCUCGGGUCUGAGGCUGAUCCCCCGCCCCCCCCAGGAGGAGGUCUGAGGCUGAUCCCCCGCCCCCCCAGGAGGAGGUCUGAGGAGGUCCGGCGUCCGCAGCUUCUGGAUGUUCUUGUUUGUACAGAAACAAUAAACCGAUCAGGUCCAAA